AUGUUGCGCUUCAACUUUUUGCAAUUCUUCUUCGUGACGCUGCUCGUCCUGUCUGCUGUUUUUGCAGCUGACCAGCUCGAGGACGUCACUCCUCGUGAGUCCCUCCAGGAAGCGCUUGCCGACAUCAAGGCCACCUCGUUCCACGAUGCUCUGCAUGCUCUCUCCGCCAAGUUUCGCCAUGGAAUUUUCCCGACUGACUUCCAUGCCGCUGAGGCGCUUCAAGACGAAGAACCUGCCAUUGCCACUCUGAUCCGUCUUGCCAAGCGUCAGGCCAAUACUACUGCCAGUCCUGACACUACCACCUCUGUUGCUGCUGUGACCACCAGCCAGGCAGUCGAGCCCACCACUUCGGAGGCCAACCCCACCACUUCGGCUUCUACCGCUGAGCCCACUACUAGUGCCGACAACAUUACCAGCGCCGCGCCCACCACUAGUGCUGAGCCUACCACCACUGCUGAGCCAACCACAUCGGCCAGCUCCAGCUCCAGCACUACUCAUUCGUCCUCCAGCGACACCACCACUGCUGAGCCGACUACCACUGCUGAGCCAACCACAUCGGCCAGCUCCAGCUCCAGCACUACCCACUCGACCACUACCAGUGUUCCAUCCACUCUGACGACUGCCACCAGCACUUCGUCCAGCUCCAGCUCUUCUUCCACCACUACCAGCCAUGGUACCACCACCACUCACACUACCCAGAACACCAGCUCUUACACCUCCACCUACAAGAGCACCACUACCAUGCCCAAUGGAAGUGUGAGCACCAUCACCUCCAUCACCGUCAUCCACCCUACUGCAACCGGUUCCUCAGAAGGCAGCGGCAGCACCGGCCGCCCUGGUCUGCAGACCGGUGGUGCCUCCCUGUCCGCCGGUCUGACUCGUGAGAUGAUCACAAUCAUCGGUGGUGCCAUCAUGGUCGCCAUGGUCCUGUAA
This is a messenger RNA of Penicillium antarcticum, 933 nucleotides long. RefSeq names its product putative GPI anchored cell wall protein (Dan4). The transcript has a single exon. Bases 1 to 933 code for a protein of 310 amino acids. NCBI's taxonomy places the organism in Eukaryota, Fungi, Ascomycota, Eurotiomycetes, Eurotiales, Aspergillaceae. The record is from RefSeq and is a predicted model, not a curated record.